Messenger RNA from Suillus subaureus, 489 nucleotides. RefSeq lists its product as uncharacterized. The record is from RefSeq and is a predicted model, not a curated record. NCBI's taxonomy places the organism in Eukaryota, Fungi, Basidiomycota, Agaricomycetes, Boletales, Suillaceae. The coding region runs from base 1 to 390 and encodes 129 amino acids. The transcript has 6 exons.
AUGGUCUAUGACUUUUCUUCUUUCAUGGUAGAUAAUGUGAUAAACUGUCUAGACACUGGAACGUGGUUCCUUGUUAAGAUAAUUCUCUGUAGAGACUACAGUCUCAAAUACGAAUACAUUGACCAAAGACUGGUUGGUCAAAUAGGCACAAAGUGGGAAUGUCUUUUCCCUGCACUUGGUACUUCAAAGGGGCUUUUCUUUUGGGAGAUCCUAUUUUUUGGGGGGGGAGAAUGGGCCCUCCUUAUAUACAUUUUGUGUGGGAAUAUUAUAAUACUUGCAGGAGUAUCUGUGGAGCCAUAUGACAUCAUUAUGACAUCAUACCCUGUAGCCAAAGUGAAUAAGCCAAAGGCAAGGCAAUACCUUAACCUUCUUGCUUCACAAUAUCACUAGGUCUUAUGUGAUUCCCACCUCACAAAUGACUUUUCUUCAAGAUAUAAUAAAUUCAUGAAUCACAGAGGGGAAACUGAACUAUAUGACCAAGGUUUGAAA